This is a messenger RNA of Penaeus vannamei (Pacific white shrimp), 864 nucleotides long. The record is from RefSeq and is a predicted model, not a curated record. NCBI's taxonomy places the organism in Eukaryota, Metazoa, Arthropoda, Malacostraca, Decapoda, Penaeidae.
AUGGGAAGCGAACCGAACCCUGGUACUCAGGCUGUCCCCACCCAAGGAUGGCCAACCGGAGCCACUUGGAGCCACUCGGAGCCACAAGGAGCCAAGCCACUUGGAGCCACUCGGAGGCCACCAAGGGAAGCCACUCGGAGCCACUGGAGCCACUCGCCAGCUGAGCACCCGGAGCCACCCGGAGCCAGCUCGGAGCUGGAGCACUUGGAGCCACCACCCGGAGGCCACCAGAGGCCACCCGGAGCACUAGGAGCCACCCGGAGCCCACUGGAGCCACCCGGAGCCCACUUGGAGCCACUCGGAGCCACUUGGAGCCGGAAGCACCGGAGCCAGCUCGGAGCCAUUGGAGCCACUCGAGGGGAGCCACCCGGAGCCACCUCGGAGCCACCGGAGCCCCCGGAGCCACCGGAGCCACUCGGAGGCCACUCGGCAGCCAAGGGAGCCACUCGGAGCCUAGGGAGCCACUUGGAGCCACUCGGAGCGGAGCCACCCGGGAGGCACAAGGGCACCCGGAGCCAUUGGAGCCACUCGGAGCAUUGGAGCCCCGCACCAAGGAGGCCACCCGGAGCCACUUGGAGCCACUCGGAGCCACUUGGAGCCACUCGGAGGCACCAAGGGAAGCCACCCGGAGCCACUAGGAGCCACCGCGCAGCACUGAGCCACCGGAGCCACCCGGAGCCAGGAGCACUUGGAGCACCCGGAGCCACCCGGAGGCCCACUCGGGAGGGCCACCCGGAGCCACUCGGAGCCACUUGGAAGCCACUCGAAGCACCCGGAGGUACUCGAGACCCAUUGAGCCACCAAAGGAGCCACCGCAAGCACUCGGAGCCACUUGGAGGGCCACCUUGGAGCCGAGCCACUUAG